Messenger RNA from Mus caroli (Ryukyu mouse), 7738 nucleotides. RefSeq names its product phosphatidylinositol specific phospholipase C X domain containing 3 (gene Plcxd3). The record is from RefSeq and is a predicted model, not a curated record. Gene Ontology annotation, biological process: lipid metabolic process. Lineage: Eukaryota; Metazoa; Chordata; Mammalia; Rodentia; Muridae. Gene Ontology annotation, cellular component: synapse. Gene Ontology annotation, molecular function: phosphoric diester hydrolase activity.
GAACAAAAGCCCCGGCAGUGGAGUCUGGCAAGGCAAGGAGGGAGCAUGGGGUGUUUUUGAAUAAUUAUUAAAAUGAGCAUGUGUCUGCGCCAUCCUGUGGGUGUGGCGCAGAGCGGAGUGUAAACUCUAGCGGGGCCGAAGCAAACAUUGGCUUAACGGCAGCAGCUGCCAGCCUGUGCCUAGGAGUGUGGCGACUAGCGCGGUGGCAAGCAGACCAGCACCAUGGCCUCAUCUCAGGGGAAAAACGAGCUGAAAUUCGCCGACUGGAUGGCAACUCUGCCUGAGAGCAUCCACAGCAUCCCCCUCACCAAUUUAGCCAUCCCAGGGUCCCAUGAUUCCUUCAGCUUCUACAUUGAUGAAGCUUCUCCAGUAGGCCCGGAGCAGCCAGAAACAGUUCAAAACUUUGUCUCUGUGUUCGGAACUGUAGCCAAGAAGUUGAUGCGGAAAUGGUUAGCCACUCAGACGAUGAGCUUCACAGGUCAGCUGGGAGCUGGAAUCCGUUACUUCGACCUUCGAAUUUCCACCAAGCCCAGAGACCCAGACAAUGAACUGUAUUUUGCUCACGGCUUAUUCAGUGCCAAAGUCAAUGAGGGUCUCGAAGAGAUCAAUGCAUUUCUCACAGACCACCACAAAGAGGUAGUAUUCUUGGACUUCAACCAUUUUUAUGGGAUGCAAAAAUAUCACCAUGAAAAACUGGUCCAAAUGCUGAAAGACAUCUAUGGAAACAAGAUGUGCCCAGCCAUUUUUGCCCAGGAAGUGAGUCUAAAGUACCUAUGGGAAAAGGACUAUCAAGUACUGGUCUUCUACCACAGUCCAGUGGCACUGGAAGUGCCCUUCCUCUGGCCUGGACAGAUGAUGCCAGCACCCUGGGCAAACACGACAGACCCAGAGAAAUUGAUCCAGUUUCUUCAGGCAUCCAUCACCGAGAGAAGAAAGAAGGGCUCAUUUUUUAUAUCUCAGGUGGUGCUGACACCCAAAGCAAGCACUGUGGUCAAGGGUGUGGCAAGUGGACUCAGAGAAACAAUCACAGAGAGAGCUCUUCCCGCCAUGAUGCAGUGGAUCCGCACCCAAAAGCCAGGAGAGAGUGGCAUCAAUAUUGUCACUGCCGAUUUUGUAGAACUUGGUGACUUUAUCAGCACUGUCAUAAAACUCAACUAUGUCUUCAAUGAAGGAGAAGCCAACACUUGAUAUUACUCUUCUGGGUGUCCAUGAGGAAGAUAGAGAAGCCUCAUUGUAUUAGACAUAUUAUCAAUAAGCCCUCUGAUUUUCCUGUUCCACUGAGUCUCUGAAGGAAUGGGGCUUAGAAGUGAGUGGGAAAUGAGGGUAAACCAUGUCUUCAGUGAUUGUAACCAUAUUCUGCAUUGCUAUAAAUACGUCAUUUCCAAUUUGGUGACCAAAAUCUACUUCUAGUGUUAGGAAUAGAAAAGAACAGUGAAUUUCAUUUUUCAAAAUUAAUGUUUGUGCAGUGUAACUCAUGAGUGUUUACUAGAUUGCAUUUUCUGAUUUCAACCUCAGGCCCCUGUAUUAUUCAUAGUCUCUACCCUUUCCACUCCCUCUCUCUUGCUCGCUCUUCCUAAUUAGAUGCUAUAUGGGUCUCAAAACAACUGAAUGCCCGACAUAAUGUGUAUUUCAUUGUUGUGCCGAAAUGUGUUUGUUUUGUGAGACUUGGUAAAAAUAUUCCAUAGUCAUCUGCAAUUGGGCAAUCAUAGCUAAUUCUUGGUCGUAGAAAAUAUGCAUCAAAUCAGUCUCCCUGCAUCAGUAAUAUUGGCAGUCAGGAGUGAUUUUGUAUUUUAUGAAAACAACAGCAUUUCACAGCGGCUGUGUGCGAGGCAGCUAUGGCUUUCAUGCAAAAAGACUCUUGGAAAGACUGAGUGUCAACUUCACAGUAAAAAAAAAGAAAAAGAAUGGUAUAUACACAGAUAGAUGCUAUUUUAAUUCAGCAAAGACUUAAGUAAUAAUGUCCUGCAAAUGUCAAACUACAAAUGUGUGGAAAUCAGAAAAAAAUAUGAUUUCUUUAAAUUCUUAAACUUUAAAAGUUCUCUUAAUAAUUGCAUUUUUUCUAAAAAUAGAAAAAUAAAGACCACGAGACUGUAAUACAAAAUUGGAAUUCUAAAUGCACAAAUCUAAAACCCAGAUCAUGAAAAAAUGUUAAAGUAGCUUUAUUUAUGUUUGUUACUUAGAAAGAAGAAGAUGAAGGGAUGCAGAGGGAAUUCCCUUUACAAAUUCUCUCAAUAUGGAUGAUCUCCAAGACUCAUUUACAAUUAGCAUUCUGAGUUCCAUACUGCUAGAAGCUAGACAAAGACCAAGGAGCUGAAGUCUCAUACAAAUUUCUGUGGCAUUACUUUUGGUAAUCCAGGGGAAACAAUAUUAACACUUUUUUUUUUUGUGAGUACUGAAUCCUUCUCGGUAUCUUUGUAGUAUUUGACACAACUCUAAAAAACCAACCUUCUAAGAGCACAAUAUGUUUCAAGGGAAUAAUGUGAGGGAUUAGUAAAAAUCUAUACAAUUACUGAAAUUUCUAAAAUUGCACAUUAUUUUAUCUUCACACAUAGAAAUUAUCAAACAAGUAGUUUCUCUGGACAAAGAAAUUCCAUGCAUAUCAGACUCCUAGGAGGGAAAAAAAAGCAUUCAUUUGGCUUUUAAUUAAUUAAAUGGAGGACAUAUGGCUUAAUUCCUUUAGCCUAGAUAAGGACUUGAUUUCAAGUCUACAUCUCAAUAUUAUAAACAACCAAGAGUUAACUUAGAUUAUAGAUAGUCUUCAUUAGAAAACAGCACAGACCAACAACUACAGAAUGAACAAAAAUUGUCAUUUUUGAAGAAUAUGUUGGUGAAAAAUGUGUUUAGACUAAAUAACUUGCAUAUGCACACAACAGAUAUGUUGAUAAUUCCAGAUCUCUGUGUGUAUUUUGUCACACAUACUCUGGUGCAGACAAACAAAUACAGAUCAUAGGCAAACACAGAUUAUAGACAAACAUAAUGCAAUUAUUUUUUUCAAAUAAAGACAGUGACAUUAGUAAAUUAUUUAAUUUGAAGAAGAAUUCCAGAGCCAGGCAUGAGUGCACAUCUGUAACUGUGGAACUUGAGAACCAGGAGAAUCAGUACUUCUUCAAGUCUAGCCUGGGCUACACUGUGAGCUCAAAGUACCCUGAGUUAUAUCUGGAGAUCCUAUCUCAAAAAACCUAAAUAAUAAAAUCAAGAUAGCACCCUUCAGCAAUGUAUGGAAAAUGUUAUAAGACAUUUGAGAAUGCAGUAGUUCAUCAUAUAAAAUGUUUUUUUAUAAAAUAUUAUAGAUUGAGACUUUAAUAUUCACAAAAUAUAAUGAUUUCCCUGUUAACAUGUCCAUCUUGUGCAAGUCUAUUAUCUGUCUAUUUCACUUGAUCUUCUUGCACAGAGAAACAAAAACUUUUUAAAAAGAGACUGUCGAUUAUUGACAUUAUGCUCUAUAAAUUUGCUCUCUGACUACUCAGUUUUGAUCGCCAAGCACAGUUUCAAUGACACAGUUAGUUAUCUAUCUUACAGUAUGACAGAAAGAGGUGCUUAAUCUGUUAGUAAGAAAAUGGAUGCAAUGUAGAAGUGGUCGUAUUAUAUUUUCCUGAACUUGGAUGCUUCCCUACAGUUUUUGUGAUAUUUAUUAUGUGGGUGCUGGAAAGAAUGGACAUAAUGAAACACUGGACUGAAAUUUCCAGACUAGGAAAGAGGGGGUUUUGUUAGUUUGUUUAUUUGUCUGUUUUUUGAUUUGGGUUUUUUUUUUUUUUUUUUUGCCAUUAAUGAUGUCUGCACAGAAAGUGCUUUCAAUCUGAACUUAUGAUUUCCAUGUGGAUACACAGUUAGCUCCUAGGCAGUAGGCACUGAGAUAAAAUGGACUUGCCUUAACUUCUAAAGAGGGACUAAAUAGAAAUAAAUCACAAGAGAAUUCCCUAAACUACUUCCCUAGAAAAGGGAAAUGGAGAGAAGGUGCCUUUGGCUGUUUGCUGGCCACUGGCCCUGCUGUGGAACACAGGCAUGGAGCGGACUGUGAGCCUUCCAUGGAUAAAUGACGGUGUGUGCUCAAGACUCUCGAUUAUGCUUUGUCUUUCCUGAGUCCUGGGAGCACAAGGGCUACACAUAGGCUUCAAGUGGAGGUAUGUCUUAGUGUACUAAAACCCAGCUGUUACUCAACCCAGGACAACAAAUCCGCGUAGUGAGCAGAACAAGGGAGAAUCCUCAGAUGAAUCCACUUUUACAUUUGCUUUCCUGUCAGUAACUCUGAAGGAGCAAUAGAGCAAAAACGUCUGCCAUUACGACUUAUGUCUCCUUCCUACACAGUCCUGUGAGCACAGAGAAGAUGAGGGAGGCAUCCUUGAAAAGCCUUAGGAUAUUUUAUAUGGUAACCUCAAAGUUCACUUUCAGCCAUAUUGGGAAAACUCUCUUUUCACAGAAUGCUUCCUAACAGAGAAUGUAUCAGAGCAUAAAAUAUUUGGCAAGACACACUCAUCAUGCACAUGUGUGUGUAUAAGCAUGCCUGAGCACACGCGUGCAUGAGCGUCUGUGCACACACACACACACACACUCAUAUAGUGUUGAAGUCACACCCUAUAUUGGCCUAACUGGUUUUAUUGCAAUUUUAACUCUUGAAAUCAAUAUUUCUUAUGUUAUCGGGCUUAAAAACAGUUCAACUAUUUGAAUAUUUAAAGGGAAAAAUUAUUAAGAAAUAAUCGAUGAAAAGUAUGAUUAUCAGAAACCAGAACCGCUGGGCAGUAAGUGCUCUAAUUAUACUGUCAAUCACAUCUCAAGACAAAAGAUCUAAUGAAAAUUUAAAUAUAAAUGUUUAAGCACACAUCUUCACUCAAAGCUGCUUGAGUCCUGUGAAGUUCUGAGGUGUUUUUAGGCAGUGCUACCUAUCCAGGUUCCUACCUGUUGGAAUUACAGACUGGAGAGCUGGAAGUCUCAGGAAAUGCACGCUUUUGUUAGGUUUUUAGUUCUACUGUUUUUUACAAAUAUUUUAAUGACACAAAGGUCUAACUUUUCUCUGGUUGGUCAACCAAAGAGGAGCAGUAUAGGUCAGGUGCUCGCACCCUGAACAGCUAAGAGAAAAUACUGCGCAGUGGCCCUCAGGAGAUGCUAAAUGAGAUCUCUACAGUGUUUUAUUUUGCUAUAUUUUGGUCUUUUCCUCUAGCUUUCAGUGACACCAUGGUGUGAAUGCUCUAUUUGCCAUAACUUUUUGGUGGCUCCUGUGUAACGUGCAGUUUAAACAUAAUGUUCCAAAUUGUCUGUUUUUCAAAUGACAAUAAGAAAACAUUCUAUAGAAUUUGUAAAAGGUGUUAAUUGAGAAAUGUGUAGUUUUAUUUUACUUGUGAAACAAUUUUGUAGUUCUUAGUUCUGAUCAUAAAUUUGUAUGAGUCAAAAUUCCGUGCUUGUCAGUGGUAAGUGUAAUUAUAUUGUAUCUUCUCAAGAAACUUAUCCUAAAGAAAAAGGGCACAUCAUGACUAGCCUUAACUCACUGUCAUUUUGCUGGUUUUGUUUGGCUUGUUUUUGUUGCUGCAGUUGGACUCCAAUUUUUAGCAGAAAUUGCAUUUCUUCUAGAGAUGGCCCUUAAGUAGUCUUGCAGAGCAUAUGCUCUAGAGAGUUGCUGAGUUCCCACAGCUCAACUGUCCAGUUUGUGAGUGACUCAGCUGUGCUUUUUGAUUAUUAAAAUCAUCUAGUUUAAUAACUUCAUUCUGCAGUAGAAAACUAAAUUCUCAUUUAUUUCCAUCAGUUUCAGAAUGAACACCAAAAUUCCAACACAAUAUUUGGUAAUGAUAGGUCAUUUCCACUUUAAUGAUAAGGUUUCCAGGGGAUGACAUAUCUCUAACUCACUGCAUUUGAACUUUGGAUCAUAAGAAAUAAGAGAGAUUGCCUUGGACCUAUGGGAAUCACUGAAGCUCCAUUUACAUGGGGUAAUUCCAUUGUAUGAUUGGCUUCUCCACAAAACCAGCCACAAUGUUCAUCUUUCUUUUUUUUUCCCAUGUGCAACAGGAAACCCCCAACCAAUCUACAUAGGUGGUCAUGUUGGAAACAAAACUGUAAUCUAUUUUAGGCUUAGACUUUGUUUAUAAAUAGUUUCCUUAUUUCUUCCAGUCUCUGUUUUUUGUUUGUUUGUUUGUUUUCUAAUAUUUAUAGUUGCCAAGUAAAGUAGAGAACAGCAGUGAAAUUCAAAUCUCAGUUAAGUAAUUAAUAUGCUACUGAAGUUCCUAUAUGGUUAACCAGGACGCUUGCUUACAUUGCUCAGAAAUGCUUAUAUAGGGUUCAAUUUUAAAUGGAUACAUUCCCUGUUGCUUCUUUAAAUCUGGCAACAGUAUACAUAAUUCCUCCCAAUGUUUUCAGCCAGGCUGCUGUGAGCUCUGAGAUGGCCAUUCUCCUAUAUUUUUAAGACAAAUCAUAAAAUCUGAAGAAAUAUUGUUUCAUGAAGAAAAUAUUGUCUCACACUAAGUGAUUUUCAAGAAUCAUCUCAAAGUCAUUUGAAUAAUCAAAAGAGUAUCUUCAUUAGAUGAAUGCGGCCAAACUUAGAUUUUUCUUAUAAUGUCAUGUUGGAGGUCUAGACUCUGGCUAUUAUUUCUGGAAAUAGUAUUCUCCAGCUAUUGAGACAACCAAAAACACAGCAUAUGUUAAAAGCUGCUCUUGGAAAGUGAGCGUACCUUCUAAUGCAAGACCAGAACCUGUUCUAGAAUUCAAUGUGGUUUCCUAUGAUAGCGUAAUCAAAUGAAUCCAUCAUGCCAAUCCCUAUCAGUCACACCUCAAAUUUAUUUUAUGAAUUACAAGAAGUCAUCUAAGUGACUGUAGAAUAUUUGACAGAAGGAACUCUUCAGUGAGAGAGAAAAGAAUCCAAAGUAAAUGCAGUCUAGUCCUGAAAGCUUCUCCCCACAGUAGAGGAUGAUGCUUGGUCCUUGAGAGAAAGCCCAUGACAGAGAAUUGCCGAAGCAGAUUGUAUUGAGCAAUUGGUUUUCAGGAACUGAAACUGAAAAAUCCCUCGGAUAUGAAUUAAGAGAUCUAAAUCUGGUACCUAGGUUAUCUUUCAAAGACUGAAACCAUGCUGGAAUUCCUAAAUUAAUACCCAGUGCUUUGAACACCAAGUCCUUCCUAGGGUGAACAUGGACAGAGUUCUGAAAAAAAAAUUAUGGUAGCUACCUCUUCUUUUGAAAUGCCUAGGGGGAAAAAUAGGAACACUCAAAUCCCAUAAUAUUUUUCCAUAUCGUGAUUGUUUUCUACACAUAUUUGUGUUGAUUUGCUUCAUUUCUGGAGAAACAGAAUGUGUAGAGCUGGUGAUGUUUCCUUCACUGACCCCAGGAGUUCACCAGAGGAAGUCAGAUCUGUGCCUUCUCUUUUUAGGAUUUGUUCAUUGAUACUUUAGUAAAUGUGCUGUAAUGAAAAUUCAUGCCUAUAUAGUCUGUAUAGAAAAUGUGAUUUUUUUUAUAGAUAUAAAAUUGUGUUCUAAAUGUUUAAAAAAAAAGGUUUAUUUGUAGCUAGUGAAAUUGCCUAAUAAAGUCCUGGAACCAGUUCUGUUUAGUUUUUCCAAUUUAUAUUCAUCCAUGCUUCAUUAUAAGCAACAAAGUGUGUCUCUCAAGUAAAAUAUGAUUAAGAAUAUCUUCAAAAACAUCAUUACACCAGAAUUUUCUUUACAAAAAAAAUACUUCUGUACCAAUAAAAUGAAAGUAUUGCAUGCUUUGAUUAUGUUAAAGGUGUCUCUUAAUGUUUAAUGUAAUUAUCUGAUACCAUCACUUGU